AUGUGCAAGAUUUCCACAUGCAACUGCCGGAAUAUUAAUCAUUGUAUUUGUGCUGCACUGGGGUCAUAUGUCCAUGCCUGUGCUGCAAGAGGUCUCAUACUGAACGAUUGGACUGGAGGAAUUUGUAAUAAAACCUGUGAGAACAAUCAAGUUUUUGGCACUAACGUGACAGCCUGUAACCGUAACUGCAGAUUUCUAUCAAAAGAUGAUUUCACCUGUAAUGUGAAGGAUACUCCAGUUUAUGGCUGUGGCUGUCCUGAGGGCAAGUACAUGAAUGAAAAUGGAUUCUGUGUAAAUAGUGAAGACUGUUCAUGUUUUUACAAGGGCGUAUAUAUUCAACCUGGAGAGAGAAUUAAUAAUUGUUACUGUGAAAGUGGUUCAAUCACCUGCAAUGAAAUUACAACCACAGUUGCUCCCAAAGUGUGUAAAAGGGGAAAGGAACUUCUUCGUUGUCCUACUGAUGGAGGUCCAGCUCGUUGUGGAAAGAAAUGCAGAAACUUGGAAUCAGCAUGUGUAAGUGAUGUCCAACAUUACAAGCUUGUUAAAAUUGAAAAGAAAAACUGGCAUACAAAACAAAAUAUUGAGCAAUAACAUAAUAAUCUAU
Hypanus sabinus (Atlantic stingray) is the source of this 604-nucleotide messenger RNA. Its product is annotated as mucin-2-like. Bases 1 to 591 code for a protein of 196 amino acids. The transcript is spliced from 4 exons. Gene Ontology annotation, cellular component: extracellular matrix. Lineage: Eukaryota; Metazoa; Chordata; Chondrichthyes; Myliobatiformes; Dasyatidae. The record is from RefSeq and is a predicted model, not a curated record.